Notodromas monacha is the source of this 921-nucleotide messenger RNA. NCBI's taxonomy places the organism in Eukaryota, Metazoa, Arthropoda, Ostracoda, Podocopida, Cyprididae. The record is from the annotation of a GenBank genome assembly.
AUGAAAUUGUCGCGUUGUUGCAGUUGCGUGUCGAACCGACGGAACGAAUCCGAUUUGCAUCCCCUCGUCGCUAUACUCGGGGUUCAUUUCAGGACAAAAGCGUUGAGGUAUUUAUUCCUGCUGGUGCGGAAAACCAGAGUUUUCAAGUAUCGACGAGGCUGGCUCUAUGGCAUCACCAGAUAUUACACACCCGAGGAUUUUCGGAUGCGUAACCCUCAUCGUCUACCGCGAGACAAUUUUCUCCGGGACAAGGAUGGAACAGGAAAACAUGGAACGGCUUCUUGUGAUUGGAAUUCCAGCUGCAACCCUGCUGCCCGACCCGACAUGAAUCCCACCAUAGCCGCCUUAAUGGCUCUCGCGCUGCUCCCCGCGCCCGGCGAAAGGCAGCAAAAAGAAGGGAGAAGAAAACGGCUGCAAAGCAGGACAAUGGGAAAGGGAUAUUUGCCUUCUUUCUGCUGGCCAUUACUGCUUCCGCACUUUUGCCGGCUUUUGGCAAUCACCAGAGACAGCACAACCCCGUCUCGUCUUGUUUGCAGCAGGGGAGGGCCCGCUGCUCAUCACGCCAUUGUUGCUCUGUCGCAUAUCCGCUCUUCCCAUUUCGUGUCCGCCAUCAACAACACGACGCGUCGUUGCGAGACAAAAGACGGUGGCAGCCACUUUCGCGUCAAAGGCUGCGUGACGACGACGACGACUGUGACGAGCAUACGACGCCACGCGUCUUGUGUGUCGACGAGAACGAACGUCGUCGGCAACCCGGGAGAGGGGGAAAAAAUGCAGAGAUUCCUGGUGCCCCGCAAGAGUCAAUGGCCCGUGGCAAUUUCUGCUCCGGCGGCCAAAUUUUCCGCGGCGGGAACUUCACCGCUGCGGCGCUUUGGAUCAACAUUCUCCACGGGGUCCCAAGAGCAAGAACUGCACACUUGA